Macrobrachium nipponense is the source of this 869-nucleotide messenger RNA. RefSeq lists its product as uncharacterized. Bases 16 to 663 code for a protein of 215 amino acids. The transcript has 6 exons. NCBI's taxonomy places the organism in Eukaryota, Metazoa, Arthropoda, Malacostraca, Decapoda, Palaemonidae. The record is from RefSeq and is a predicted model, not a curated record.
ACACGCUCGAAAUCUAUGCGCCUUGGAGGCGAUAAUAACCCGAAGGGGUUUAUAUACAAGCCCUUCGGCUCAUUGCUGUCAUACCAGAUCUUUGGACGAGUGAGAUCUCUCGCAGACGCAGAAGCCAUGGUGAAACUGGUUUUUACUCUCAUGAUGCUGGUGGCUGUGGUGAGCGUCAGCACCCACGACCAAAAGUCAUGCACCACCACCGCCUGCUACUGUGACAAGGUGCUGAAGAAGCUGAACCAUGACCUAAAGGACUUGGAGCCGCCUCAGGGUGCCUCCGGGAGAAGGAGAUCCGGCAGUCAGCAGGGAGGUUCAUCAGGCGUAAACCCAAAGAAGACAAUCAAAGACUGUCUUGGCGGCGUUAUCCCAGCGAGCCUCGACACCCUGACUCUGAAUGACACUCAGAAGACAUGCUUGAACGACGCUCUCACGGCACUAACAAUUGUCGAUGCCUCCGGGAACCUGAAUACCACUGCCUUGACCAACCUGAUGAUGGGAGAAGCAAGGCAUGAGGGGGUGACUGCAAGCACAUUCAAAACCUGGGUCAACGACACUGUAGCCUCUUGCGCCAACGAUGCACAAACUGGUCAAUCGUAUGAGAAGUUCCUGAACUUCAUCACCUGCCUGAAGAAUAAGUGUGCAACUGCCCCUGCAUAACAUGCCAUCCUAAAUAAGGAGUCCUACCAAGGAUUAGACGACAAGGCCCCGCGCUUCCAACAUUGAAUUUGGUUUUGAUGAUCUUUGCACCUAACUGAUAUCAGUUCUGCUAUUCAUAAAAGACUCUCAUACUCUCAAAAAUGAAGACAAAAAAAUACACUGUCCACUAUAAGCUCACCUUCUAUGCAAGUAAAAGUGCACCGAUG